AUGAGCACAAGACGUCCGAGAAGACUUUUAGCUGCUUGUCAUAGGUGCCAUUCGCAAAAGAUCAAGUGUUCUGGUGACAAGCCGUGUCAUUCAUGUAGUUCUACAGGCAGGGCGGGUGAAUGUGAGUUUCCUGCCAACAAAGAACGCAAGAUUCCUGUUUCUGAAAGUUACCUCAAAAAGCUCGAAGAAGAUAGUCGAAAACUACAAGCCAUUGCGAGCCAUAACCAAACACCAGAGACUGAACCAACCUUUACUCCCCAGAGUAACCAACACCCUCAAAAUGAUUACGAUCCACCGUCACUCUCGAAAGAAGAGAGUAAUCUUUUCAAUCCGCUCUUCGAUAGACAACCCGAAAAGCCCAUCCAAGAACGCUCCUCCGAACCAGGUUUCAUAGGCGAAGCGUCAUGCGCAGCCUUUAGUAACCGACUCUUGUCAUGUCUCGACGACACAUAUACACCUUCAACGGCUGGUCUAUCAAACUACCAUCGACUCAGCACAUACACAAGGUUACCCGCCGCACAAGGGUCGGAGUUUCCAGAGCGGAUGCAUGUUAAGCUACUACUCAACGUGGCUCGACGCUUCAUCGGAAAUUACCACCCUUUGUUUCUUGAAGUUACCUUUAUGAAGGAGAUUGACGCAGUAUAUCGAAGAGAGAUGGUACCUUCGUCGUUGUGGUUGUGCAAGUUCUAUGCUCUCAUGGCUUUGGGCGAGAUAUAUACUCAUAGAAGAGGUGUCGGGGAUAACAAUAGAGUGCCGGGUACGAAUUACUACGUGAGAGCAGUGAGCUUACUGCAGGAGAACCAAGAUUGUUAUGAAGAACCAUCCUUGAUGCAAGUAGAGGUUCUCACACUUUUGGCCUGGGCUUCUAAUGUUUUGGGCCGCAUCCGAACAGCAUACUGCUACAGUGGUAUCGCCAUGCGUUUAGCCCAAAGUCUCGGCAUGCACAGGUCUGCAUCGCGACACACAACCCUCACACCAGUCGAGCGAGAGAGUCGAACACGGACAUGGUGGGUUUUGUACUUUUUCGACCGUUUCUCAGCUUCCAAGCUAGGGCAGCCCAUUACAGUCAGAGAUGAAGAUAUAGACGUCGAGAUGCCUAGCCAAGAAGGUUUGACGAGGGAAGAAAUGGCCGAGUUUCUGGAUCCACAGAAUCUCAUCACGAAUAUUAAGCUGGCGAGGAUUAUUGGGAAUAUUUUGACACAUAUAUACGGUAUACCGAAAGCCACAAACGGUCUUUAUAUCCAUCAGGUACAUGGUAUACUAAAGCAACUUCGAGAAUGGCAUGACGAACUACGACCCGACAUGCGCGUCAAAGAACGUGGGACUCCCAGACCUGUGGCGAGUCUUCACCUUGCAUAUAACCAAUGCAUUAUACAAACAACUCGUCCCGUUUUGCUGCAUCUAUUCAAGACACAAUUUCAACUGGGUCCCAAACCAAGAGAUGACGUUCCACCUCGACAAAACGUUUCAUCCAUCACACUAGCCCUGGCGGAGAGUUGUGUCAAUGCUGCUCAGGCGUCUAGCCGUAUCGUUGAAGGACUAUUUCUUGAUGGCAGUAUUGCUACGUUUGGAUAUUGGGAUGCGCAUCACAUAUUUUCAGCAGCCAUGAUUCUCAUCAUGUCAGCCGUUAUGAAACCCACAGCUGUUAAUUCUGACCAUCUCGAGACGUUACUUAGUGUUUUACGCUCAUUGAAGAAUGAUGGGAACAUUCCAGCCGUGGACUUUUGUGAAAGACUAUCACAUAUCCAAACUCGAGUUUCGACACUCAGAGCGACGGGCCGUUUAGAUGGUGUUCCGCCUACUACAAGACCACCUUCACCGAACGAAAACCUCGAUUCAUCUGCAGGUCAGAACCAACCGCUUCAGACACCGAUGAGCAUGGAUACAGAGUGUAAUGGGGUUGUUGAUUAUGAUAAUGUGGAUAUCCUAGGAAACCCACUUAUCGGGAGUUUCUUGGAUGGGAAUCAGGUUCAAUGGCUGGAUAUUCUUUUUGCAGAGGAUGGGACGUUGAAGGAGUUUGCUUCAGAGAUUGAAGAUCAAUUUUUGUUUAGGUAG
Molecule: messenger RNA, 2055 nt
Organism: Fusarium poae
Lineage: Eukaryota; Fungi; Ascomycota; Sordariomycetes; Hypocreales; Nectriaceae
Exons: 5
Coding region: 1-2055 (684 amino acids)
Biological process (GO): positive regulation of transcription by RNA polymerase II; DNA-templated transcription
Cellular component (GO): nucleus
Molecular function (GO): DNA-binding transcription factor activity, RNA polymerase II-specific; zinc ion binding; sequence-specific DNA binding
Source: RefSeq, a predicted model, not a curated record